AUGAGCUACGAAAGAGUAAAAGAGAAUGUGCUCGAGGAUUUGGAUGAUGAAAGCCAAUCCACGAGCAAUGUAACAAAUGAAUCUGCUAGUGAAAGUACUCCAGCUCCUCCGGCAACUUUUAUUGAUCCACAUGAUUUUGGUCCUUCUACUGUUUUUUACAAGAAAAUUGCGAAAAGACCAACAGUUUCUGAUCUACGCGCUAGAUCCGAUAACUGCCAUAUUCAGAAAGAGCCUCCUGUCGAUGAAACUCAGAAAACAAUGAAUGCUUUCACAGGCGUAUUUUUACCUACAUUCAUCAAUCUAAUGGGUAUGACAUAUUGGACACGUGCAGGUAAAUUGGUUGGUGAUUGCGGCGUUGUUUACUCUUUAGCAAUUAUUUGGCUUUCCUGCGUUAUUUCAAUUAUCCUUAUUACUUCAUUAAACGCAAUGGGCACGAAUGGUGAGAUUGAUGGCAGUGGUAUCCAUUAUGUAAUUUCGAGAACAAUUGGACCUGACCUUGGCCGAUGCUUUACGAUAUUCUUAGAUCUUUCAACAUGUUUAGGUGCUGCUUCAGCUAUUAUUGGUUACUCCGAAUCAAUCAUUUCUAUGUAUGAACCUAAAUUUUUCACAAAGAGCGAAAGAAACGAUAUUCGUGUUAUAGCCAUGUCUAUUAUGCUCAUAUCAGUUCCUUUAGCACGAUUCUUCCCAUAUUCGUUAAGGUUUACUACAACAACACACUUAAUUGGUAUUUUUGGCUUCAUUCUUGGCUGUUUCGUCAGAAAGACAGGAUCCACAGAAGGAUUCAACAGACCAAACUUCACCACAUUCAAAAGUAACACAUGGUCUCACUCAGAAAUGACAGUUUUGAAAUUUAUGUCAUACAUUUACACGGUUACACCAGGUUUUACAGCACUUACAGGUGGUUUCGCGUAUACAGGAAGGCUGAAACGCCCACAAAAGAUGAUUCCAAAGGGUCUUUGGUGGGCAUUUGGAUUAUCAGUUAUUUUCUGGCACGUAACCAUCCUUUUAAUUGGUUUCUGUGGUGAAAGAUCAUUCCUUAUUGCAGAUGACGUCUCUCCAAUCCUUUCUUUCAACAUUAAUAAGUGGGUUUGUUUCGUAACUUUGACAGUUUUCGGUUUCCACCGUUCCAUCGCCAUGAUUGGCUACGAGAGAGGCUUAGUCGCUGAUUUGGCAACAGAUCAGUUGCUUCCUCCGAUCAGAUAUAAAUAUGAUCUCUGGAUUCCACUUGCUGUUACAGCAACGUUCGUCGGAAUCGGUAACCUGGACUUUGCAGCCAAUAUUAAUACGAUUUUCUUCCUCAGUUUGUCACUUAUUAUUAAUUAUUGCGUAUUUACUGCUUCAAGGUCACAUAUUCCAGGCUGGCGUCCUAAGAACAAGAUGUGGAGUCCAUGGCUCAGCUUAUUCGGCUCAAUUGUAACUCUGAUUUUGCAAAUUUUAAUUUCAUGGGCUUCCUCAAUAAUUAACUGGAUUCUUUUGGCCGCAAUAUACUCAAUCUCAUACUUCAAAGGAUCCACGCAGAAUUGGGGCUCAGUUAUGCAAGCGCAGGCUUGGUACAAAACUUAUACAGAUGCGCUCAGUACUCAGAGGAUUAACGACAACCCGAAGUUGUUUAGAAUUAAUUUGCUAACCAUUGUCAAAGAAGACGAGAAAUUCGAGACACAAAUUCUUCCAUUCAUCAAAACUUUGUUGCAUCACGAAGCUUUCUGUAUUAUCUCGCAGUGUAUGGAUGACCAUAAAGGUUUGGACUUGGCUGUAGAGCGCAGAAAGAAUUUGGAAGUUUAUUAUGCAAACCAACAUAAUAUCUUUUUCGAAACUGUACUUGCAACAGGUCCAAGGAACGCCUUGAUGAAGCAGAUGCUACUUUCCGGCGUAGGAGCCUUCAGACCGAACACAGUUUUCAUAAAUAUCGACGAACGUACUGCAGAUGAAGUUCAUGACAUGGUCGUUGAUGUUUUGAAGGCUAAUUUCGGUUUAAUACUCACCGCAAGGCCCUACAACAUAUUCCACGAGUCAUCUUUCGUUGAUGUUUAUUGGUUAGCCGAUGAUGGCGGUUUGACACUUUUAGUUGGAUUUUUGAUGGCAAAUUAUUUGAAGAAGAAAUUGCGUGUAUUGACAAUUGCUUACAAAGCUAAUGGCGAUACCGCUGAAAAAUCCAAGGAAAGAAUGUCAAGAUUAUGCGAAAGGUUCAGAAUCAACGCAGAAGUCAUUGGCAUCGAGAUUGAUGAGAAUUCCAGUACUCCUAGCACUGUCAACAAGAAUUACUGGGAACAUUUGACAAGAAAGUUCCCAUAUGAUCCAGUUUUCAAGAGAUUUAUCUUGUUCGCAGAUGUUAUAAGGGAAUACUCAAACAAAGCUGCUUUGAUCAUCUGUACUUUGUUCAUUCCUCCAACAGAUAUGUCUAAUAUUAUGUACUUAGACUUGCUGAAGCUUAUUUCUCACAUUCCAACAAGUUUCGCUUUCGUAAGAGGAAAUGGACACAGCGUUCUUUCUUGGAAAGUUUAA
This is a messenger RNA of Trichomonas vaginalis G3, 2502 nucleotides long. Its product is annotated as sodium chloride cotransporter 69, isoform E family. Gene Ontology annotation, molecular function: chloride:monoatomic cation symporter activity. The record is from RefSeq and is a predicted model, not a curated record. The transcript has a single exon. Bases 1 to 2502 code for a protein of 833 amino acids. Gene Ontology annotation, biological process: transmembrane transport; monoatomic ion transport. Lineage: Eukaryota; Parabasalia; Trichomonadida; Trichomonadidae. Gene Ontology annotation, cellular component: membrane.